AUGAUGAAUUCGAUGAGACCAACCACCGCCAUUAACAGGGACAUGAGUCUUAAACAUGCAAACGUUCCAGAUGACUAUGAUGCAACCAAAUAUCGUCGAUGGGUUACAUUAAAUCCUCCUCCUAUAGACUCAAAGAAUAAAAUCUCAGUCAUGUCAUAUAAUCUAUUGUCUAGGCAUUAUACGUGGCAUCAAGUGUUUGGAUACUUAGAACCAGAAUACCUUGAUUGGACAACAUAUAGAUUCCCACUUAUAAAUAAAACCAUAUCUCAACUUAGAUGUGAUAUCAUGUGUUUCCAAGAGAUGGAAUAUUAUGUGUAUAAACAUUCUUGGAGUAAGAAUUUCCCUGAUGCAAAUUAUGAAAGUUAUUUUGUCAAGAAAUCUUUACCAGGAUAUUGGGGAGGUAAAUCAACCGAGUUCAUUGAUGGAGUUGGAGUCUUUGUAAAUACCAAUAGAUUUGAUGUACUUGACAAGAGGGAAAUCAAUUUUGGAGAAGAUAUCUUAUUAAAUAAAAGCUCCUACCAUUUCACAGAUGAUUUAAUCAAGAGAGUGAUACCUCGAAAUACAGUUGCAUUAUUACUUAAGUUGUAUGACAAGAUUGCAGACAAGAUUGUGUAUGUAACCAAUACCCAUUUAUAUUGGUCACCAGAGUAUAAUGAUGUCAAGGCUUUACAGACAAAGAUUCUACUCACAACAUUGCAUAAUUAUAUAGACACUCCCGAUCCUAACAUAAUAUUGUUAGGGGAUCUAAAUUCCAACAUUAGAUCAGAUGUAUUUAAAUUGUUAAGUACAAAAGGGAUCAAUAUUACUGAAUCUCAGAAUUUUGCUGGCCAUGAUUAUGGAGAUAACAAUUCAUUGAUCAAUGAAAAGAAAGAAAUUGAAAACCCAUUUGAAUUUGUAAAUAUCUAUGAUUCAUUAUUGAAAUCUCAACGAUUAAAUUUCACAAGUUAUACAUCAAGUUUGACUGAUGUUUUAGACCAUAUUUUCAUUAGCAAACAAAAUUUUAAAAUCGUUAAAGUACUAAGUGAGGUUGAUGAACAAUAUUGCUCUAGUUGUGCAAUUAAAGGGUUCCCUAAUCAACAAUUCCCUUCUGAUCAUAUUCCAUUGGUUGCAGAAAUUAGUUAUAAUUAA
Hemisphaericaspora subhashii is the source of this 1128-nucleotide messenger RNA. RefSeq lists its product as uncharacterized. The transcript has a single exon. Bases 1 to 1128 code for a protein of 375 amino acids. Gene Ontology annotation, molecular function: 3'-5'-RNA exonuclease activity. The record is from RefSeq and is a predicted model, not a curated record. Lineage: Eukaryota; Fungi; Ascomycota; Pichiomycetes; Serinales; Debaryomycetaceae.